GGAUGACUCUACUAUGUCAAGGCAUCCAAGGCUGGGUGAGAAAUGAGUAUUCUUAGCAGAAAUAUCUUGAGAUAUCACAUUCUACCAGCUUACCAACCCUUCGUCCCUCUACCACCUCAAGUUAUGACUUUUACAGUUAAGAAAGACACCCAUCGUCGCAUGUCCCAAGAAAAAGCCUAAGGAUACACAAACCUUAUUAUUAGUACUAGCUUUGACUUUGCAAACUCUGCUUACUGUAUAUUUUGCUUCAACAAUCCCCUUCAAGAUUUUUUAUGUCAGUAGAAGGCCCUACAGCAAAACUAUGCUUUUACUACUGAACUAAAUGUAUUAAAUCUGGCAGACCAGGGAGAGCUAGCAAGCCUUGUGGUUGUAUUGUAGAAAUUGACUCUCAAACCGAUCCUCAUUAGAUUGUGGGCCUCGUUCUUUUAAAUAGAAAAAAGCAAUAAAGCAAAGGUUGAUGCAGAUUCUAGCUAGGGCACUCAGUUUGUGAAGAAUCAUCCAGUACUAGUUCAUUUCAAGCUUCUGUUGAGCCUAGCAGGACUUCUGGGGCAGACUGAAAAAUAUAUUUUGUAUCAGCUUCUUUAUAAAAAAAAAUGGAGGAAGAAAAGAAGCGGUGUCACAAGAAGGUGAUGGUGGCCAUAGAUGAAAGGGGAUGCAGCUAUCAUGCACUCAUGUGGGUGCUCAAAAAUCUAAAAGAAUCAAUCACCAAGUCACCGCUUGUCAUCUUUGCUGCACAGCCACUUCCCGAGUCUAGGUACUUCACAUUUGCGGCACAGCUUGGCUUCGCUCGCAUGUACUGUCCGGAGUCAACCACCUCAGAUUUGAUUGACUCUGUGAAAGAGAAAAAUAAGAAAGUGGCGCUCGGUCUCUUGGAGAAAGCUAAAGGCAUCUGUACAAGGCAAGGGGUAAAAGUAGAGACAGUUACAGAGGUUGGGGAUCCUAAAGAGACGAUAUGCAAUGCAGUUGAGACAUACAAAAUCAGUUUACUUGUGGUAGGCGACCAAGCUAAUGGAAUUCUCCAAAGGGUUUUUCAAGAGAGCUUAAGCAGCUAUUGUUUGAAGAAUGCCAAGUGCCCUGUUCUUGUCGUAAAUGAAACUGUUAUACCAAAAUAAGAUUUACAUCAACAUGUUUGUUAUUAUGCUGUAUGAUAUCGUAAAUUAAACGCAGUAGCUAAACUUUCUUUUUUAUAGAUUAUAAAAUGUAGUGUAUUCAAGACCGGCUAA
Messenger RNA from Theobroma cacao (cacao), 1223 nucleotides. RefSeq names its product universal stress protein A-like protein. The record is from RefSeq and is a predicted model, not a curated record. NCBI's taxonomy places the organism in Eukaryota, Viridiplantae, Streptophyta, Magnoliopsida, Malvales, Malvaceae.